AUGAUGCUUCAAAACUGCGUUCAGACUCCGCUUGGGAUAGUCGAAGUCGAGGUUGUUGGCUCGGGAAUCCCAGUCAUGGUCCUGCAUGGAAGUCCUGGAGGUAUUGAUGGUGCUAGGGCGAUGAGUCAGUUCCUCGAUAGAGACAGGUCCUGCUGCAUUCAUCUUUCAAGACCUGGAUAUCUCAACACACCGCUGGACCCGACGGCUCCUUCAAUCGAUGCCGAGGCAGAUCUCCUUGCUGCCUUACUUGAUACUCUUGACUUCGCGCGCGUUGGUGUAUUGGCUUGGUCAGGAGGUGGUCCUCCAGCGUAUAGAUUAGCAGCUCGACAUCCAUCCCGUGUUUCCGCCAUGGUCAUAGUGGCAGCCAUCAGCUCAAGCUGGGUCGCAGCUAAGAUGCAUCUCAGCGAACGCUUUGUGUUUGGAACGAGAUUCGGAGAACACCUGAUCAGCUUCUUGGCCACCCACAAACCAGAGCAUAUCGUCGAAGAAGCCCUAAAGGGAGAAGGAACCAUUCGCGGAGAAGAGCUCCGCAACGUCACCAACCAUGUUCUUGCACACCCAGCCCAGGUCAAGUUAAUAGUCGAUACAGCGCGUACAUUAAACAUUGGCGGCAAGAGGAAACCUGGCUGGCACAACGACGUCAAGAAUUAUGCAGAUAUCAAGUCACUGGAGUUGGAGUGUGUUACCUGCCCGGUCUUGCUGGUUCAUGGUGAUGCUGACUCAGAUGCUCUUCCGGUUUAUACUUAUUAUGCUCAUGCGCGUCUGCCAAACUCGGAGCUCAUUAUGAUGGCAGGAGGAACACAUCCUUCAUUCUACGCUCAUCAAGAGGCUGAGAUUGUUCAGGAAAGGGCGAAGCAAUGGUUUGAACACUAUAGUCAAGAAGGACGGAAAAAUGCUGUGAAAUAG
Molecule: messenger RNA, 906 nt
Organism: Aureobasidium musti
Lineage: Eukaryota; Fungi; Ascomycota; Dothideomycetes; Dothideales; Saccotheciaceae
Source: the annotation of a GenBank genome assembly